AGCUCCCGCUCCUCAAAAGCAUCUGACCUCUUCACCUUCUCCCUCUCAGACACUGUCAACAACAGCAGGGGAUCAUGGACGAAAAACGCUUCCUUCAGCUCGAGAAGCAAGUGACGCAGCAUGGUCACGCCCUACAAACGAUCCAGCCAGGUUUCCCGUCCGGUCCACAGAGCAUUCAUCGUCGUCUCGCGCUCCCGAUUCCUCUAGGAUCAUUGAGCAUUGGUGCGACGACAUGGCUCCUCGGACUUCUGAUCUUGCACGCGCGCGGAACAAAGUCCCCACAGGGCGUCAUCCUCACUGGACUACCCUUUGGCGCCUUCUUCACACUGCUUUGCGGAGUCGGCGAGCUCUUCUCAGGUAACACAUUUGGUUGUGCGCUAUACUUGAAUGUCGGCGCCAUCAUUUUCGGUCUCUGUCUUCCAUUUUUGCCAUGGACAACUGUGACGAGUGCCUUUGGCGCGCUCGAAAAUGGCAAUGCAAAGGCAGCUGUUGAGGACGUCGACGUUGCCACGGGCAUGUAUCUCCUCGUCAUCUGGGGCACGCUCUUCGUCCUGCUCAUCGCUGCCCAGCGGACGGCAAUCAGCGUUGUUUCGGGCCUUCUUACGAUCAAUCUCGUCGCCAUCACACUUGGUAUAGGUCUCAUGACAGGCAGUGAGGCCUGCUUGACUGCCGGCGGUGCUUUUCUUAUCACCGUCUCCUUUAUCCUCUUCUAUAACGCCACUGCGCUCUUACUUCUCGAGGUCGGUCAUCCCUUGGCCCGGUACAUGCCUCUUGGCAGCCUCGCACCCAAGCAGCACGCCCAUUGACGACUGCUAUCCAUGUCGCGCAUCUGACGGAUAU
Messenger RNA from Acaromyces ingoldii, 840 nucleotides. RefSeq lists its product as hypothetical. The record is from RefSeq and is a predicted model, not a curated record. The transcript has 2 exons. The coding region runs from base 75 to 806 and encodes 243 amino acids. Gene Ontology annotation, cellular component: plasma membrane. Lineage: Eukaryota; Fungi; Basidiomycota; Exobasidiomycetes; Exobasidiales; Cryptobasidiaceae. Gene Ontology annotation, molecular function: acetate transmembrane transporter activity.